UCCAUCCUUUCGUUUUUGCUGUAACACCUGCUGGAGACUGCUAGGAACUAUUCUCCACCUUCCUUUGUUUCCAGUCCUUUAGUUUUUGCCGUGACCCCUGCUAGGAACUACAACUGUUUUCCACCCUCACUUUUUGCUGCAACACCCUGCUCUGGGGUUGCUAGGAAACCAUUUUUUUAUUUCUUUAUUUAUUUUUUUUCCGUAACGAUUCUCUAUCAUUUCCAGUCCAUCACCAGGAACUAUUCUCCACCUUUCUCUUGUUUCCAGUCCUUCGCUCAUUACUGUAACACCUGCUAGGGCCUGACAGACACCUAUUCUCCAUCACUUUUUGCCAUAACACCCCCCCCCACACACACAAACCCUUGCAGGACCCGGUCAUGUCACUAGGGGGCGUUAGCGGCUGCGUGCGGGCGCCGUGCCCACGCCGCAGGUGGCACACGUGCCUGGUGUGGUUGGCACUGAGGCUGGCGCUGUCCUCAUGCCAGCGGGCCGCUGACCUCAGCGCCCCCAAACACCCCAUCGUCGCCACGGGUUACGGGAAGCUCCGCGGGAUACGAAAGGAGCUGAAUAACGAGAUCCUGGGCCCAGUGGAUCAGUACCUGGGCGUGCCGUACGCCACCGCGCCGGUGGGCGAGCGGCGCUUUCAGCCCCCCGAGGCGCCGGGCUCCUGGCAGGACAUCCGAAACGCCACCCAGUUUGCCCCUGUGUGCCCGCAGAACAUCCACGGCGUUCUGCCCGAGAUCAUGCUGCCCGUCUGGUUCACGGACAACCUGGAUGCCGCCGCCGCCUACGUCCAGAACCAGAGCGAGGACUGCCUGUACCUCAACAUAUACGUCCCCACCGAGGAUGGUCCGCUCACAAAAAAACACGAUGAGUCUUCGAUGAACAGGCCGAGGGAUGAAGAUAUCCGAGAUCGUCGGAAGAAGCCGGUUAUGCUGUUCAUUCAUGGCGGUUCGUAUAUGGAGGGUGCGGGAAACAUGUUUGAUGCGAGCGUGCUCGCUGCCUACGGCAACGUCAUAGUGGUCACCAUGAACUACAGACUGGGGGUGCUGGGCUUUCUGAGCACUGGAGAUCAGUCGGCUAAAGGGAAUUACGGCCUGCUGGAUCAGAUCCAGGCUCUGCGCUGGCUCAAUGAGAAUAUCGGCCAUUUCGGGGGCGACCAGGAGAGGAUCACUAUCUUCGGCUCCGGCGCCGGGGCGUCCUGCGUCAACCUGCUUAUCCUGUCCCAUCACUCUGAGGGACUGUUCCAGAGGGCCAUCGCCCAAAGCGGCUCGGCAAUCUCCAGCUGGUCCGUUAACUACCGGCCGCUCGACUACACCAAGAUCCUGGCCAAGAAGGUGGGCUGCAGCUACAGCGACACGGCCGACCUGGUGGACUGUCUGCGGAGGAAGAGUUUUCGGGAGCUGGUGGAUCAGGACAUCCAGCCGGCGCGAUAUCACAUCGCCUUCGGACCCGUGGUGGACGGAGACGUGGUGCCAGACGACCCCGAAAUCCUCAUGCAGCAGGGAGAGUUCCUGAACUAUGACAUCUUGCUGGGGGUGAAUCAAGGUGAAGGGCUGAAGUUUGUGGACGAUAGCGAGGGAGAGGACGGCAUCUCCGCUGCCUCGUUCGACUACACCAUUUCCAAUUUUGUGGACAACCUCUACGGAUACCCAGACGGUAAAGACAUUCUGCGCGAAACCAUAAAGUUCAUGUACACGGACUGGGCUGACCGGGAUAACGGUGACAUGCGGCGGAAAACGCUGCUCGCGCUUUUCACCGACCACCAGUGGGUGGCGCCGGCAGUAGCCACGGCAAAGCUGCAUGCAGAAUUCCAGUCUCCGGUUUAUUUCUAUACCUUCCACCACCACUGCCAGACGGAGGCGCGGCCGGAGUGGGCCGACGCGGCGCACGGUGACGAGAUCCCCUACGUGUUCGGGGUGCCCAUGGUGGGGGCCACCGACCUCUUCCCCUGCAACUUCUCCAAAAACGACGUAAUGCUCAGCGCCGUCGUCAUGACCUACUGGACCAACUUCGCCAAAACUGGUGAUCCGAACAUUCCGGUGCCGCAGGACACCAAGUUCAUCCACACUAAGCCCAACCGCUUUGAGGAGGUCAUCUGGACCAAGUUCAGCUCCAAGGACAAGCAGUACCUGCACAUCGGCCUGAAGCCUCGCGUCCGCGACAACUACCGUGCCAAUAAGGUGGCCUUCUGGCUGGAGCUGGUCCCUCACCUGCACACGCUGCAUGAAGAAAUCGUCAACUCCAUCACCACCCGCCUGCCGCCCGGAGGAGGCGGGGGUGGGUCCCACCGGCCCGGCCGGAAGGGUCCGGUGCAGGGUCCGGGGACACGAUCCACGAGGCAUCCGGUGGUGUCCACUUACCCUCCGGAUUCAGAUCCGGAAGGUUCGGAACGUCCUCGCUUUUCUCCGUUUCCAGAAGCCACUCGGGAUUAUUCGACUGAGCUGAGCGUGACGGUUGCCGUGGGAGCAUCACUGCUUUUCCUCAAUGUCCUGGCCUUCGCUGCCCUCUACUACAAGCGCGACAAGCGGCACGAGCUCCUCCAGCGCAGGCAUCGUCGUCUUUCUCCUCAACGUGGUGCCGGAGGCCCCGGGGCGGGCAUCGCGGGCAUAGCGGGCAUAGCGGGUAUGGCUCCGCCCCACAACGACCUGGCACUGAGCCAGGAGGAGGAGCUAAUGUCCCUCCAGAUGAAGCAACAAAGGGUAGAGCUGGACCACGGCACCCCCUUGGCGCCGCGCGGUCUGCACGGUGACCUAGAGCCCCUGCGCCCACCUGUGUGCCCGCCGGACUACACACUGGCGCUGCGGCGGGCGCCCGAGGACGUGCCGCUAAUGACGGCCAAUGCCCUCUCUAUGAUGCCCAGCACCAUCACCGGCAUGCAGCCCCUCCAUGCCUUCAACACUUACCCCCCCGCACCAGCCCCCAGCUCCAGCCACAGCAACAACGCCCUGCCCCACCAGCACUCCACCACACGCGUAUAGUAGUAGCGCCUCCAGGAAGGGGGCCAAGCACUUCGACCUUUGCGAACUCGGCACCCCGUAUGUUCGGAA
Messenger RNA from Colossoma macropomum (tambaqui), 3050 nucleotides. It is a transcript of the gene nlgn2b, whose product is annotated as neuroligin 2b. The transcript is spliced from 9 exons. Gene Ontology annotation, biological process: presynaptic membrane assembly; synaptic vesicle endocytosis; modulation of chemical synaptic transmission. Gene Ontology annotation, molecular function: neurexin family protein binding; signaling receptor activity. NCBI's taxonomy places the organism in Eukaryota, Metazoa, Chordata, Actinopteri, Characiformes, Serrasalmidae. Gene Ontology annotation, cellular component: cell surface; postsynaptic specialization membrane; synapse. The record is from RefSeq and is a predicted model, not a curated record. The coding region runs from base 378 to 2981 and encodes 867 amino acids.